AUGUCGCAUUCAGAUACAGAUUCAAAUUCAGAUAGCCCAAAGCAUGAAGCUCCACUUCCACUAGAACCAGAUGAAUCCGAAUCCAUCUAUACUGUGGAUUCAUAUAGAACAACUGGAUUAUCAAUCAAACCCACAAGAACAGAAACAAGAAAGUCAUUAUUAGCAUUAGGGUUAACCUCAUCAAUACCCAUUCCCGAAAUCAAUCAUCCACCAGUUGAAGACCCCAUCUUUCCUGAAGAAUAUACAUUAGAAACCGAAACUGGUUUAGUCCCCGUCAAGACUUUAGAAACCAUUGGUCGUAUCAAGACAAUUAUAGAAGAGGAAGAAAAAAUCCAAGAAGUUGAUUUUGUCACCUUUACGAUCAAUGAUCCUGAAAACCCUCAUAAUUGGCCCAUGUGGAUUAAAUGGUCAUAUACUGUCCUACUAAUGAUUUUUGUUAUUUGUGCAGCAUAUGGUUCAUCAUGUUUAGCUGGGGGGUUAUUUACUAUAAAUGAAAAAUUUGGGGUCUCUACUGAAGUUUCUACCUUGAGUGUUUCUUUAAUGGUUUUGGGAUUUAGUAUUGGUCCUUUGAUUUGGGCUCCACUUUCAGAACAAAUUGGUAGAAGACCAGUAUAUUUCAUUUCAUUUGGAUUAUAUGUCAUUUUCAAUAUUCCUUGUGCAUUAGCUCCUAAUAUUGGUGCAUUAUUGGCUUGUAGGUUUUUAUGUGGGGUAUUUUCCUCAUCUGCCUUGACUAAUGUCGGGGCUAGUCUUGUUGAUAUUCAUAAUGAAACUAGAUCCUUGGCUAUUGCAUUUUUCUCCUUUGCUCCAUAUUCUGGUCCAGUCUUAGGUGGUGUUGUGAAUGGGUUUAUCAGUGUUGGUACUGGAAGAUUUGAUAUUAUGAUUUGGGUAAAUAUGGCAUUCUGUGGUGUUAUGUGGAUAAUUAUUUCAAUGAUGCCAGAAACUUAUGCUCCAGUUAUACUUAAAAGAAGAGCUGCAAAAUUGAGGAAAGAAACUGGGAAUGAUAAAAUCAUGACUGAACAAGAAGCUACUCCAUUAUCAUUUAAAGAAUUGGUAAAUGAUUGUUUAAUUAGACCUUUGAAAUUCGUGGUUACUGAACCAGUGUUGGUAUUAAUCUGUGCAUUCGUUGCUUUGAUCUAUGCUUUAUUAUAUGCCUUUUUCUUUGCAUAUCCUUAUAUUUUCAACACCUUAUAUGGAUAUCAAGAUGAUAAGAUAGGUCUUAUGUUCAUCCCCAUUCUUAUUGGUGCAGGAUUGGCUUUAACUACAACUCCAAUCUUGGAAAAAGAAUACACGAAAUUAUGUAAAAGAAGAAAACCACACCCAGAAGAUAGAUUAUGGGGAGCAAUGAUUGGUUCCCCCUUCCCAUGUAUUGCAUUAUUUAUUCUUGGGGCUACUUCUUACAAGCAUAUCAUUUGGGUUGGUCCAGCCUCAUCAGGUAUUGCAUUUGGAUAUGGAAUGGUGUUGAUUUAUUAUUCAUUGAAUAAUUAUAUUAUUGAUACCUAUGCAAAAUAUGCUGCUUCUGCAUUAGCAACCAAAGUAUUCUUAAGAUCUGCUGGUGGUGCUGCAUUCCCUUUGUUUAUUACUCAAAUGUAUCAAGGAUUGGGAUUGCAAUGGGCUAGUUGGUUAUUAGCAUUUGUUUCAUUGGCUAUGGUCUCAAUUCCAUUCGUUUUUUAUAAAUAUGGGAAAACUGUUAGAGAAAAAUUAUGUAAGGAAGAUUACACUAUAUAG
Molecule: messenger RNA, 1725 nt
Organism: Hemisphaericaspora subhashii
Lineage: Eukaryota; Fungi; Ascomycota; Pichiomycetes; Serinales; Debaryomycetaceae
Gene: TPO3
Product: spermine transporter
Exons: 1
Coding region: 1-1725 (574 amino acids)
Biological process (GO): transmembrane transport; spermine transport
Cellular component (GO): fungal-type vacuole membrane
Molecular function (GO): spermine transmembrane transporter activity
Source: RefSeq, a predicted model, not a curated record